Daucus carota subsp. sativus is the source of this 1548-nucleotide messenger RNA. Its product is annotated as protein SPA1-RELATED 2-like. Lineage: Eukaryota; Viridiplantae; Streptophyta; Magnoliopsida; Apiales; Apiaceae. Gene Ontology annotation, biological process: photomorphogenesis. The record is from RefSeq and is a predicted model, not a curated record. Bases 1 to 1548 code for a protein of 515 amino acids. The transcript has a single exon.
AUGUCCAGGGCCUUGAGAUGGAUUUUUAGAGUUUUAAAUGGGAUUAGAGCGUUCAUACAUGGCUUUGAAUAUGAUUUUGUAAUGAUAAGUUGCAAGAACUCACUGGGUGUUUCUGCAGGUACAUUAGAAGCUAAACACCUGGAAAGUAUGAAUGCAUCUGAACAGGCAGAGUCUAGCUCUUGUCACCAUAGCAAAGUCACCUGUGAAGAGUUUACACCAAAAAAUUGUAGCAGUGAAAACUUAGCUGUACCGAGUAAGUUUGGUACUGAUAACUUACAAAGUGCACAAAGUAGGUGGAAUGAGCCCUUAUCAGGUCAAGUGUCAGAUAGAGUUUCUUACACUAGGGAUCGAGACGAUGUUGGCUGCUCAAGCAAAUCAGGGCUUGAUAGGAUGUCUCCAGAUAAGCAAGGAUCCGUAGAUGGAACUUCUGAUGGAGAUGUAGCUGGCAGAUUCAACAGCGGAGAAACAUCUGAUUUGAGGAAGGAUGUUGUAUGUGCAACUAAAUCAGAGCUUGUGGAUGGAAAUUCUCCUAAAAACAAUUGCAAUGAAGUUGAAGAAACUGGAAGUCUACUCGCAUCAACCAAUGCUUUAGUACUAUCUUCAAGUUGCACGCGAACAAAAAUGCUCACUAAGUCUGGGAAUACACAGUAUUUUGUAAAAGAUACGCUGAAAGAUAAAGGAACUUUAUGUAGAGGGACUGCACCUUGCGGUGAGUUCCUAGGUCAGUCUUAUCCGGAGGCUAGCAGUCCCAACAAGGUAGACACAAGUGCACCCUUGAACUCAAGUAGAGGAGUUGAUUUGACAGAAGAUGCAAGUACUUACCAAAAUAAUUUGGAUAGUAAUGCUCUGAUGUUGCCUCAUGAUGGUGUCAGCCUUAGACUAUGGCUUAAGUUUGGGGAGAAUAAUAGGAACAAAGUAAAGAGCCUGCAUAUAUUUAAGCAGAUUGUGGAUGCAGUAAGUGAUGUGCACUCUAAGGGAAUUGUUCUGCUCAACUUAUGUCCCUCCUACUUUAAAUUGCUGCAAUCAAAUGAGGUUACAUACAUUGGAUCUACUGUUCAAAUUGAAAAUAUUAGCGAUCAAGGUGCUCACGACAAGCCAAAUUAUCAAAAUGAGAAGAGGCCAAUGGAGUCCAGUAGUAAUCCAGAAGCCAAAAGAAAUAAACUUGGAGAGAAUCCCAAGUUAGUCAUAAGUGAGCCUCAGUCUCCAAACAGAUCAGGUGUUGCAGCUGCUAAUGAAAAUGAUGUAAGAUCUGGUGGUGCACAGUGGAAUGCAAUGUGUAAUAUCUCUAACCCAAAACCAGUACAUGUGACUGAGAGUGAUAUAAGUACCGUGCAAAUGUCUGAUUCUUCCAAAUUAGUGUUAGGAUCUGCAAACAAUAAAUCAGAAGAAGCGAAAUGGUAUGCCAGUCCAGAGGAAUUCAAUAAAAGGCCGUGUAUACUGCCAUCAAAUAUUUACAGUCUCGGGAUUCUUCUUGUUGAGGUAGACUAUGUUGAGCAUUUUUUUGUAGAAUUAAUUUGCUUAUUAGCUAUUAUUACUUGCGUGUACUGA